This is a messenger RNA of Purpureocillium takamizusanense, 2598 nucleotides long. RefSeq lists its product as uncharacterized. The record is from RefSeq and is a predicted model, not a curated record. The transcript has 4 exons. Gene Ontology annotation, biological process: transmembrane transport. Gene Ontology annotation, molecular function: transmembrane transporter activity. Gene Ontology annotation, cellular component: membrane. Lineage: Eukaryota; Fungi; Ascomycota; Sordariomycetes; Hypocreales; Ophiocordycipitaceae. The coding region runs from base 752 to 2233 and encodes 493 amino acids.
AUUUGCAGUCUCAGAACGCAUACCCCUGAAUGGCUGAUGAGAAGACCUCGCAGCCCAGAUAUGAUUCACUUGUUCAUGUGUUCUGCGGGCCAUGAACGGCUGACUAACUCAGGCACGCUGCGGGAGAAUGCGGGCGCGCCGGUAUCGGGUGGGGCCGAGUUCUAGAGUUUGGGAGGCCAAAGCUGCGAGAAGGUUAAAGAGAGAGAGAGAGUGAGAGAAAAAAAAAAGCCUGAUGAUUAUGCGGCGUGCUAGCGGCUAUGAGCCUCGAUGCUGCUUUGCCGCAGCCACCUUUUCCUCGUCACGCCCGGUUCGCGGUGCCGCCGGACAACCUCCAAUUCGCACCCGGUUUCCUUGGACGUGACACGAGACGAUAUUCUGAGACCUCAUGGCGUGCUGAGACGGGUUGUCGAGACCAGUUUUUCCUUUUUUGUUGAGCGUGUCUUGGAGGGCUUCCGAUCGAGUGGUUCCUGUUCGCCAGAUACCAUUGCUCAGCCCUCGGUCGCCGAAGGGGCUCGUACGACGCCGCUUGCGCAGUCAUACGACCGGGAAGGUCGGCGAUCACGACGCUCUCAUAGAGGGUGUUGCCUUCAUUGUCUUCUCGCUGCAUUUCUUGCUUUUGUUGCUGUUCUCUCUGCACCUUGGCCCUGCCAACGCUGAGAGAGUCAGCGACUGUUGCAACGGAUCAUUGAACAGAGUUUUGAAGACAGUCGACGGACGGGCAGUUGACCGCACAGCGGCGGCAGCAACAACCAUGGGCGCCCAUUCGACCAUCCACGACUCCGACAGGAUGGCGGAGACGGGCCAGGACAGCGACACCACCCAGGUUGACCCCGUUGAGCUGAGCCGGGGCGUGGAUGAGCGCAAGCUGGUGCGCAAGCUCGACCUUCACAUCAUCCCGCUCGUCAUGGGGCUGUACCUGUUCAGCUUCCUCGACAGGGUCAACAUUGGCAACGCGCGGCUGUACGGGCUGGAGAAGGACCUGGGCCUGUCGUCGACGCAGUUCCAGGUCUCCGUGUCCAUCCUGUUCGUCACCUACCUGCUGUGCCAGGUGCCGUCCAACCUGGUGCUCAAGCUCUUCACGCCGCGGCGGUGGAUCACCUUCAUCGUGCUGUCGUGGGGCGCCAUCGCGACGCUCACGGGCCUCGUCAACUCGUACGGCGCGCUGCUCGCGUGCCGGCUGCUGCUGGGCGCCGUCGAGGCCGGGCUCUUCCCGGGGCUCAACAUCUACCUGACCUUCUUCUACGGCAAGCACGAGCUGGCCGUGCGCGUCGGCUACCUGUUUGUGAGCGCCGCCAUUGCCGGCGGCCUGGGCGGCCUGCUGGCCUACGGCAUCGGCCACAUGGACGGCGUGGCCGGCAUGAGCGGCUGGCGCUGGAUCCUCAUCGUCGAGGGCCUGCCGAGCGUCGUGCUCGGCGUCGUGACCUGGUUCGCCCUGCCCAACGACGCGGGCUCGGCCUACUUUCUCACCGACGCGGAAAAGGCCAUGAUGGAGGUGCGCAGGCGGCGCGAGUACGCGAGCACCAAGUCGAGCCAGGAGUUUAGCUUCCGGGAUGUGCGGAGGGCGGCGACCGACUGGAAGGUGUGGGCGUUUUGCGUCGCCGAGUUUGGCGUCGACACGAUGCUGUACGGCUACUCGACGUUUCUGCCAACCAUCAUCGACGACCUGGGCGAGUGGUCGACGGCCGAGGUGCAGCUGCUGACGGUGCCGUGCUACUUCCUGGGCGCCGCCGCCUACAUGUGCAUGGCAUACGUGUCGGACCGGCUGCGCAUGCGCGGCGUCUUCUGCGUCGUCUUCGGGACCAUCAGCGCCGUGGGCUACGCCGUCCUGCUGUCCGACUCGGCGCCGGGGGUGCACUACUUUGCGUGCUUUCUGGUCGCGGGCGGCCUGUACGUCGUCGUCGGUCUGCCGCUGGCAUGGCUGCCAAACAACUCUCCCCGCUAUGGGAAGCGGACGACGGCCACGGGCAUGCAGCUCACCGUGGCGAGUGCGGCAGGCAUCAUGUCGGCCUACAUAUACCCCAAGGGAGACAAGCCGCGGUACAUUCGCGGGCAUGCCGUGUCGCUGAGCAUGGUGGCCAUGGGCACGGCCAUCUACGGCUUCAUGUGGUUUUGGUUCUGGCGGGCGAACCAGCGGCGCGAGGCCGGUGAAAUGAGCGAGAAGCACCGCCAGAUGGACGAGGACGAGCUGAAGGAGCUGGGUGACGACAGCCCGCGGUACCGAUACACGAUAUGACGACGGGAUGAAUGGGCUCGGGAUAGAGGGCGGCUUAAAUGGCGGCAUGGGCCGGGCGAGGCGCGAGCACUCAAUGACGUACGCUUUGCAUCUCAAGGAAGGGCAUACGGCUCUUGGAAAGCAAGGGAUAUUGGUCACUAACGACGGCACGAAGACGAGGGGCAUAAAGAUGAGCCCGUUGCGGCAAGACCAUGCUAGACGGAUAUGCACAUUAGCGCCGUGUUUCUGAGUUCAAUUUCUCAUGGACUUCGCCGAGGGUCGUAGCCGUGACGUUUGCCCCGAAUUAUAUUCGACGCACUUGAGAAUUUCUAAAGCGUAAAGUUGUCCCGCAUGCACUGAGACUGUGCAUUGUAUUAGUACCCCAC